This is a messenger RNA of Penicillium subrubescens, 1932 nucleotides long. RefSeq names its product glycoside hydrolase family 154 protein. The coding region runs from base 1 to 1932 and encodes 643 amino acids. NCBI's taxonomy places the organism in Eukaryota, Fungi, Ascomycota, Eurotiomycetes, Eurotiales, Aspergillaceae. The transcript has 3 exons. The record is from RefSeq and is a predicted model, not a curated record.
AUGUCCGUCCACGCAAACGGCAAGACUCCCUCUCAUCCAUUCAGCGACUCGCCAUUCCGCACACGCGCCGAUCUCCAAGCAGCAUGCUGUGCCCUUCUAAACCCCUUGCUCUCCCUCUUUACCCCGGGUGGCAGUCGUGUUAAGGUCGGAUCAUCCACGACUCGGUUCGACGAAGGUGGUGCCCAAAUUGAGGGUUACGCUCGUCCUCUGUGGGGAUUGGCAUCUCUUCUCGCGGGAAACUAUGAUUAUCAAGAAGCAGCGAAAUGGCGAGAGGGUAUUAUUAACGGAACGGACCCCGAGAGCCCGGAAUACUGGGGUGAUAUCGAGGAUUUGGACCAGCGCAUGGUGGAAAUGUGUCCGAUUGGCUUUACGCUUGCGGUUGCACCACAUGUCUUUUGGGAUCCGUUGACGGAUAAACAAAAGGAUAAUGUGACCAGGUGGUUGAAUAGUAUCAAUGAGCGCGAGAUGCCUAAUACUAAUUGGUUGUGGUUCCGAGUUUUUGCGAAUCUAGGACUGCGAAGGAAUGGAGCUGCUUAUUCUCUGUCACGUAUCGAGGCUGAUAUGGACCACUUGGACACUUUCCAUGUUGGUGGUGGUUGGAGCAACGAUGGUCCUAAAACCCAUCAUCAGAUGGAUUACUACUCUGGAUCGUUUGCAAUCCAAUUCUUGCAACUUUUGUACUCAAAGCUUGCCGGUGACUUUGAUUCUGAGCGGGCUGAAAGGUAUCGCGAACGAGCAAAGGAGUUUGCAAAAGAUUUUGUGUACUGGUUUAACCCGGAUGGUCGAGCUAUCCCAUUCGGCCGCUCUCUAACCUACCGCUUCGCGAUGGUUGGAUUCUGGGGUGCCUUGGGUUUUGCCGAUGUCGAACUUCCAGCACCUUUGACCUGGGGCGUAGUAAAAGGCAUUCUACUCCGCAAUUUCCGCUGGUGGGCUACACAGCCAGACAUCUUCAACAAUGACGGCACUUUGAACUUGGGAUACUGUUACGCAAACUCAUACCUGACGGAAAACUAUAAUUCUCCCGGAUCUCCAUACUGGUGCUGUCUGUCAUUCACACCGCUGGCGCUACCAGAGACACACCCCUUCUGGACCUCAGAGGAAGAACCCUACCCGACAGCUUCCCUUCCAGAGGUUGUAGCGCUCAAGUACCCGAAACAUAUCGCCAUCCGCCGAGGUGGACACUCCUUCCUACUAUCCUCCGGACAAGCAUGCCACUACCCGAUGCGCGCAACUCAUGCCAAAUACGGCAAAUUCGCGUAUAGUUCUUCCUUUGGAUACUCUGUUCCCACCGGUGGUUACCAGCUAGAGCAGUACGCCCCCGAUAGCAUGCUUGCACUCUCUGAAGAUGGCGAGUUCUGGCACACACGGCGACUAGUCGAGGAUGCGCAUUUCGAGGAACCCGGCCAAGACGGUGUACCCGUCCUCGUUUCUACAUGGAAACCUUGGUCUGAUGUUGAAAUUGAGACUAUUCUGAUCCCACCAGCGACUGAGACCCCGAAUUGGCAUCUACGUGCACACCGUGUGCGAAGUGGCCGCGCUCUGCAGAGCUCCGAGGGCGCCUUUGCGAUCUACGGAUGUCGAAGCGAUAAUGGUCGCACUCUCGGCCCCAUGAAGGGUGAUGCAGAGGAAGGGACGAUUAGCGGCUCGGGAAGUGCGCUCGUUCUUUCGUCGGCUGGAGCUGUGGGUAUUGUUGAGUUGUAUGUUUCUGGGUUGCGGGAGGGCAGGAUUGUUCUUGCUGAUCCGAACUCGAACAUUAUUCAUGGGCGUACACUUUUGCCGUCCUUGAAUGUUGAUUUGCUACCGGGGCAGGAUCAGUGGUUUGUGACUGCUGUGUUCGCUUUACCUGGGGAUACUAGCGCAUGGCGUGCUGGUUGGGAGAAGAAGCCAAUGAUUCCAGGAUGGUUGGCUAAGCGGAUGGAAGGCUCCUCUUGA